Molecule: messenger RNA, 2451 nt
Organism: Schizosaccharomyces osmophilus
Lineage: Eukaryota; Fungi; Ascomycota; Schizosaccharomycetes; Schizosaccharomycetales; Schizosaccharomycetaceae
Product: DNA-binding transcription factor, zf-fungal binuclear cluster type
Exons: 1
Coding region: 1-2451 (816 amino acids)
Biological process (GO): DNA-templated transcription
Cellular component (GO): nucleus
Molecular function (GO): zinc ion binding; DNA binding
Source: RefSeq, a predicted model, not a curated record
AUGGUGAACGACUCUUCUGCUGCUAAUCAGAAAAUAUCCUUGUCUCAUGCAACUCCAAAUGACUCCGUCCUUGGGAAACGUCCCGUGGAAACCUCUGCUGUGCCAGAGGCGAAAAGACAAAAUACCCUUCAUCACCUUGCCCCAUCCUCAUCUUCUUCCUUGAACUCUCCAUCUUCCGCUUCUACGAAAGAACACGUCAAUCAUGCUCCCCAUAGAUCUAAUAUUGCUUCUUUAAUUGAUUCUGUUAAUUCUUCUUCCUUUCCUUUCUCUCCGUCCACCUCUACGCCCGAUCAGCAAUUACCUCCCGUGAAAACAAGUCAGUCUUCCGUGGACGCUCCUUCUCCGAAGGUUUCCCCCAGUGACACGGAAAAUGAUCCCCUCCAUAGUCACACCUCGAACCCACGUCCUAAUGCCGAUGCACAGCUCACACCUUUCUCUCCACCACACUCUCUGUCUCCUUCUUUUGACCGAUCUCUUAAUCCUGCUUACUAUGCUCCGUACCGCCAGCCCAACGGGCCGCUUUGGGUAGAAGGCAGAGAUUCCCUACCGAGUCUUGACAUCCAGCUGCGGCUUGCAGACAUAUUUUUUAUUUAUGCUCAUGGACAGCCUUAUGUUUUAUUUCAUCGUGACUCUUUCAUUGCAUCUCUGCGAGCUCAGCGCCUUCCUCCUAUUCUAGUGCUUUCUAUGUGCUCUAUUGCUAUACGCUUUUGGCAGACCGAUGAGUAUGAUAAAAAUGCGCUGCUUCAGCAUUGUUUCAGUAAAGCUUCUUCCAUCGCCAUGUCCAAUUUUGAUAGAUUAGAUUUGGUCUAUGUUGCGUGUUUCAUUAUGCUUUCUUACAUCAGUGUUGCCGAUGAUAAGUAUUGGAUGUAUACUGGCUUGGCCAUCCGUAUGUCUGUUGCCCUGCACCCAAACAAAUGCUUUGAUCUUCCUUAUUAUGAUUCGCCGGAGAACCCAUUACCUUCGGAAAUCCGAGGUCAGUUGAUACGCCGUCUCUUUUGGGACUGCUUUAUGCUUGACCGUCUAAAUUCACUAUACUGCAACUCGCAGUUUUUAAAUUUGGAAGACAUCCAUGUGCCUUUGCCUAUGCGCGAAAGUCUUUUCAUGUACAAUACCCGCGCUGUGACAGAGACCAUAUACGGAAGACCUGGUACAGCGGACAUGCCUAGCGCUUCGAAGCCUGCAGACGCCAAUUCAUUCCAGGUGUUGAAUCAGCAUGCACAAAACAACAUGGGAGUACUGGCGUACAUGAUCCGAAUGGUAUCAAUUUGGGGAAGAGUCGUGCGUUGUUUGAAGGCUUAUGGCUCCAAGAAGCAAAUCAAUCCACGUCCGUUUUGGCAUAUGUCAGGUGCUUUGCAGCCUCUUGACCAAGAAUUAUACGAAUGGGAAAAGAGUCUUCCUCAGAGACUACGUUAUACACGUCAAUCUUUACUUUCGUAUCACAUGAAAGGACAAGGAGGUCCGUUCGCAUGUAUGCAUCUAAUUUAUCUUCAGGUACAUUUGUAUAUUCAUCGAUAUGCCGCCUCGGUUUCACCUUUGUUUCACCGUCGUGUACCAUCGCCUCCGCAGUCAUUCGAAAAGCAGUCCGUACUGUUGGCAACAUUUUGUGCGAAUGCAAUUGCAAGAAUUCUUCACGAUUGUGUGGAGCUAUCUAUAUCGUUGGCAGCCCCAUUUACUGCAUACUCUGCCUAUAUGGCGGGAACCGUUAUGCUUUUCCAUGUCUCGAAUCCUGACAAUUCUUCUCAAGCAACCAUCGCAACAUCCAAUUUGCCAAAAGUAAAACGUCAUCUACAAGCAACCAAGCGCUACUGGCCAACGAUUGCAGAGUAUUCGAAUGCUUUGGAAAGUUUAUCCAAACUUGUCUCCCGAAGCCCCGCUACAGCUACCAAGGUCGUUUCUUCCGUACCAAAUGCUGCUAAUAAUCAAGGUCGGUAUGCGGCUCCAAGGCAAGGACCAGCCCUUAGCACUGUGCCAAACAAUGUGCCUAUCAAACCCGUUCCCUUGUCUGCAAAUAUUCCUUAUACCGCCACAUCUAGUUCAACUAAGGGAAGUACGUUAGCGGACCUUGCUUACGAUACACAAAUAUCACGACCGGUGCCUGCGCCCGGGGUGGCUUCAAGCGGUUCACCACAAGGGUUGGCUUUUGAAAACCGGAUCUCUCUUAUACCCAAUGCGGUGAAUUUGGUUUCACAACCACCACCACCUCCUCCUGCAUUCUCGUCAUUUCCUGCAGCGAAUGCUACUGCUUCGAUGAUUAAGGAGUAUGCGAAAAAGGUCGACAUAGAUCCGGAUUUGGUCCGUGUGGUAUCACUAUGCGAUUGGUUCAAGAAUCCAGUAGAUGAGCUUGCCUUGAAUAAGCCUCUACAACUCGACUCGUCGGAUGAACAAGAAAAAGCUGCGAUAGACAUUGGCCGUCACAACACCGCACUGAACCUUUGGAAGUAUGGUAUGUAA